Messenger RNA from Prorocentrum cordatum, 4188 nucleotides. The record is from the annotation of a GenBank genome assembly. NCBI's taxonomy places the organism in Eukaryota, Dinophyceae, Prorocentrales, Prorocentraceae.
AUGCCGGAGCUGGCCCGCCGAUGUAUGCAGCCAGGGAGAGAGGUGAUCGUCCGCUACGACACCGAGCGCCGCCUGUGGCAUCGACGGACGCUGAUAGAGCCGUGCGACGCGGCGGUGCUGGCCCGCGUGAUGGGCGAGCCAGCGGGCGACCCUUCCGCUCUCAUCAUGUGGGCGUGGACGCCGACCGGGGGCAUCUACCCGGAGGAGCUGAGCGUGCCGUGCGAUCUCGAGGGGGCGCCGCUGUUGGAGGCCUGCCUGGGUCCUCCAUCUCAUUGGGGGCGGCUGUUCGAGUCUGGACAGGUCCUUCGGCCAGCGCAGUACGAGAGAGCUCGAGCGGUCUGUCGAGCACAGAAUCGUGGUCAAGUGGCUCCGGCUCCGGACGCAGAGCCUCUUCUGGACGACGACGGUGAGCCGGUCGACGGUGGCGGUGCCCUCGCGCCCGUGGGCGCACCAGCUGUCGGCGGCACCUUGACGCCGCAUUCCCCGCCCGCCUUCGCCCCGGAGGACGUCAGGAUUCUCAAGAUCGCCGAUGAGCUCGGGGUCACUUUCGGAGGAGGCCGCCUUCCUGCCCCGGACGGCCGCUGGGUCGACGUCAGCUCCGCCAACGUUCUGGCCCUCGACUCGCCAAGUGGGGGCGCCUGGGUCGUCGGCCCGGAGUUCGGCAUGCUGCUGAAGGACGGCUCGCUGCGGCUCAUCGCGGACCGCGGUGCGGGGCCGGUCGACCCUGGCGACGACGGCGGGGAGGCGGAGCUCGACGCGCGCAUCCUGGAGGUGUCGCGAGACCGGCUGGGCAAGCGGUUCAAGGACUUCAAGAUCGCUGUCGACCUGGUCACGGAGACUGCGUGGGAUUCAUGGCCCCUGACGGGGCCGCGGACUACAAAGUGGCGUUUGCAGUUUAUUCUUCAAACUAAUGGUCACCCGAGGGCUCGUCAUUCGUGGUGGAAGUCGACGUGCGGGAUCUCUAUUGCGGACCCUGGAGUUUCAGAUCAUGAAACAGCGAUGAAGGCCGUGGAGUACGCCCUGACCUACGACCAGGUCAACGCCGCUGAACUAUCCUUCGUGGAGCUUCUCCUGCGGCGGGCGCAUCUGGCCGAGUGCCGCUACAAGCGCAAGCUGCUGAGGGCGGGCGGCCAGGCGCGUGGGCAGCUGAUGCUCUGUCCGCUGUUGGAAGAGUUCGUGGCGUCGGAGCUCCACCGCGAGAGCACGAUCGCGAAGGAGUCGAGGAAGCUGAACGAGGAGAGGAGGCUACAGGCUGCUCAGGCUUCUCAUGUCCAGCGACCCCUCGUGGAUGCUGCGGCUGGCCUCCUGACGUCCCCGCCGGACGGCCCCGGGGGCAAGGGCGAGACUAAGGCUGAGCGAGCUGCCGAGCGAGCCGCCGCCAAGGCGCACGCGAAGGGCCUGGACAAGGCCACCGCGGCGGGCAAGGCUUGGGUUAAUUCGGCGGUGGAGUGCUUGAACGAGAUGUACGGCUGCCCCAUUAAUGCUCCACCUGGUCUGGGAGAUUCACUCGCUCAGCGCUGGAGUGUCGAGAUCCUCGCCGACGUCUAUCGGGCCAUGCCCCCGCCUCCCUGCGCCGCCGCGCAAGCCCUCAGCGAGCUUGGCGGCAGCCGCCCGGGCUACGCGGACAGCGACCCUAGGCGCAACUUCCAGCCUGACCUAGUCUCCUUGCCCACGGUGGGCGGCCUGGCGGACGGCGAGCAGGUGCUGUCCGGUCAGGCUCUUGAACGCUGGAGGUCUGUUUCGACUACUUUGCGGCCAGAGUCCUCUGGCAGCUCAACUUCGGCUAAUGCCUCAAUUCGCCCGUGCAGCGACCCUUCUCUGGUCAAGGACCAGGUGCGGUACAGUAACUUCGUCAUGCAAAUGCUGGAGGCCGGUCUGGUCACCAUACGUGCCGAGCGCCCUGCUGCGGUUGGCAUCGUCUUCGCGGCGAAGAAGGACGGGCGCCUGCGCGUGAUUUUGGAGACCAGAGCGGUCAACGACCUCUUCGACGAGCCGGCGCACUCGCGCCUGCCAACUCCUGCGUCAUGCGCCUCCGUCGAGAUCGGGCUCACGGACGACCUCAUCCUGUCCCAGAUGGACGUCGACAACGCCUUCUACCGCUGCAAGGCGCCGCCCGGCGUCUCGGACCUUCUUGCGCUGCCCCGGGCUUCUGCUCGGCACCUUCAUCGAGCCAGCGGGAAGUUGGCGACCAAUCUUGGCGUGACCGCGACCGGUUACGUCACGCUUCACCUUGAGGUCAUGGCCAUGGGCUGGUCGUGGGCUCUUUACUUCUGCCGGGCGAUGGCGACGGCCAGCGCGCUCCGCGCGGGCGUGCCGUCGGAGGCCUUCUUGCUUGACAAGAAGCCCGCGCCCGACGUCGCUGGCGACAAGUUCGGGGCGGCGGUCUACGUCGACAACGCGGGGGUCAUCGGCACCAACGACGACGUCGUCAGGGGCAUGGCCAAGAAGCUCCUGCGCCCAGCCCAGUUCACGGGCAUGACGCUCGACCGGGCCACCGGGCGUAUUUCAGUCGGCCACCGCCGUUGCUGGAAGGUGCGCCUCGCCAUCGCGGCCAUCCUCGCGGACGGGUUCGUCUCGGGGAAGCAUGCCGCACUCGAUCUACCGCUUGGCGACUCGCGCAUCAAGAUCUGGCCCGUGGUAGCCCGGGAGCUCCGUUGGAUGAUGGUGCUGCUGCCUCUGGCCUACACGGACAGCAAGAGGCCUUGGAGCACGCAGGUCGUUGCGACGGACUCCGAGGGCGCCAACGUCACGGACAACGGGGGGUUCGGUAUUGUGGUGAAGCCCUUCGACCUCCAUGCAGUGAGAGAGUGGGGCCGGCAGAGCGAGCGCUGGAGGUUCGCAGUCGAGGGCGCUGUGCAGGCCCGCCGCCGCGCCUUGGCUUCCGAUGCGGAGCCGUCGGGCGCGCCGCGCCCGUGCGAGGGGGCGCUGCCAGAUGAGCUCCCUCCCGAGCUCAUGGACAUCCGGCGCGAAGGCCCGGAAGUGCGUGCCUCGCUCCAGGCUGCUGUCGAGGCGCUCGCCCGAGCCAGCGGCGACCCAGACGCCCCGCCCGAGUUCGACGACGGGCUUUGGCGUCCGGGCGGCGGGCCCUACACGUUGUGGCCAUCAAGCACUUGGCCCGAUUGGGUUGACGACGGAGGCUUCGAGGACUUCGAUUCGGAUAGCGACGACUCGGAGGACGAAGCUUCGAGGGCGCGCAGUUUAGGCCAGUACUUCUUGGAGGUGAACAAGGUGACGCGUCCUUCUGCCAUGAUGUACGACAGGUACUUUCAGGACUUCCAGACCUGGGCCAGCAGCAACGGCCUGCCGCUGAACGCCAGCGAGGACAUCUCCCUCGCGAUGCUCGAGUACCUGGAGGACCUUUACUUCCAGGGCCACAACCACGACUCGGGCGAGAAGGUGAUCGCGGCGCUGGAGUACAGGGCCCCGGGCAUCCGCAGCGCGAAGGUCCUCGAGCGGGCCAAGAAAGCGCUGAAGGGCUUCAGGAGGCUGGCUCCCGGUCUCAGCCGGGCGCCUCUGCCGUGGAUCGGCCUGUGUGCCCUAGUGGGCGCGGCUCUACACAUCAACGAGCUGGAGUUCGCGCAGUGCCUGGUGUUCCUGUUCCGGACGUACCUGAGGCCCAGCGAGUGCCUGGGGCUGCGAGUGGAUCAGCUCAUUCCCCCGCUCCCCGGUUCGGGGACCAAGUUCUGGGCGCUGCUGCUGGCGCCCGAGGAAGAGGCCACCCCCACGAAGACCAAGGAGUUCGACGAGAGCAUCCUGCUGGACAGUCCCGAGCUGGUCUGCCUCUACCCGCGCUUCUCAACCUUGAAGAAGCGCUCAGGCCGGGACAAGGUGUGGUCCUUCGACUAUCGGAAGUUCUCGAGCCUGUUCAAGCGCGUGUCGGAGGCGGCGGGCCUGGGCCAGGCCAACUUCCACCCGUGCAUGAUGUGGCACGGGGGCGCCAGCGACGACGCGCUCAGGCAGACCCGCUCCUUGGAGGAGAUCAAGCGCCGCGGCCGCUGGGCCGCGGACACAUCAGUCAAGAGGUGCGAGAAGCAUGCAAGAGUUCUGAAGUCGCUGGAGUGCCUGCCCAAGCCGGUGCGGGACUACGGCCUGGCCAUCGAGUGCCAGCUGAAGCUGCUGCUGGCCCUGCAGGCCAAGCCGCCUCCGCCGCCCGGACUGGGCAGGAAGCGCCUGCACGGGAAGGGGUAA